GAGGCUUUGAUCUUUUUCCUCGAACUUUACCUGCUAAGGUUAAGUUUAGUAUAUUUACUCCGGUAAGUAGAGGACCAGCUUCGUAGGACGUAAAACCCCAAGUUAGACCCCAAGUUACCUUGAGAACCUUCGUAGUGGUACAGGCCUCCGACAACGGAGCCCCGAGAGCGCCAUCCAAUCACAACUCCAACCGGAGCCCCGAGAGCGCCAUCCAAUCACAACUCCAAACCAAGUUUUCCCGACCAGUCAGAUUCCUGGUUAAUCGGCUGCUGGAGUGCGACAACGGUGACAACUCAAGUCUGUUCCAUUCUAGUCCUAAAGUGUUCCACUUCGACCACAAUGAGGGAAAUCGUACAUCUGCAGGCAGGCCAGUGUGGAAACCAAAUUGGAGCCAAGUUCUGGGAGGUAAUAAGUGACGAACAUGGGAUCGACCCGACCGGAACCUACCACGGGGACAGCGACCUGCAGCUGGAGAGGAUCAACGUGUAUUACAACGAGGCAACAGGUGGCAAGUAUGUCCCUCGUGCAGUGCUGGUGGACUUGGAGCCAGGAACUAUGGACUCAGUGAGGUCUGGUCCGUUUGGCCAGAUCUUUAGACCAGACAACUUUGUCUUUGGCCAGAGCGGAGCAGGUAAUAACUGGGCUAAAGGCCACUACACUGAGGGGGCCGAGCUGGUGGACUCUGUCCUGGAUGUGGUGAGGAAGGAGGCAGAGAGCUGCGACUGCCUCCAAGGUUUCCAGCUCACACACUCCCUUGGGGGAGGCACCGGCUCCGGCAUGGGCACACUACUCAUCAGCAAAAUCCGAGAGGAGUAUCCCGACCGCAUCAUGAACACCUUCAGCGUGGUGCCAUCACCCAAGGUGUCAGACACAGUGGUGGAACCCUACAAUGCCACCCUGUCUGUCCACCAGCUGGUGGAGAACACAGAUGAGACCUACUGCAUUGAUAAUGAGGCCCUGUAUGAUAUAUGCUUCCGCACACUGAAACUGACCACACCCACCUAUGGCGAUCUCAACCACCUCGUCUCAGCCACUAUGAGCGGGGUGACCACCUGCCUGCGUUUCCCCGGCCAGCUCAAUGCCGAUCUGAGGAAACUGGCCGUCAACAUGGUGCCCUUUCCCAGGCUGCACUUCUUCAUGCCAGGCUUUGCCCCCCUGACCAGCCGGGGCAGCCAGCAGUACAGGGCAUUGACAGUUCCUGAACUCACCCAGCAGAUGUUCGAUGCCAAGAACAUGAUGGCUGCUUGCGACCCACGCCACGGGCGCUACCUUACAGUCGCGGCCAUCUUCCGAGGCCGCAUGUCCAUGAAGGAAGUGGACGAGCAGAUGCUGAAUGUACAGAACAAGAACAGCAGCUACUUUGUGGAGUGGAUCCCCAACAACGUCAAGACAGCCGUUUGCGACAUCCCUCCCCGCGGCCUCAAGAUGGCCGCCACUUUUAUUGGCAACAGCACAGCCAUUCAGGAGCUGUUCAAACGCAUCUCAGAGCAGUUCACCGCCAUGUUCCGCCGCAAGGCCUUUCUCCACUGGUACACGGGCGAGGGCAUGGAUGAGAUGGAGUUCACAGAGGCUGAGAGCAACAUGAACGACCUGGUGUCCGAGUAUCAGCAGUACCAGGACGCCACUGCUGAGGAAGAGGGCGAGUUUGAGGAGGAAGGCGAAGAGGAUAUGGGCUAGAAACGUACAGUACUAUGAUCUGUUUCUUUAUUUGCAAGAGUUUAAUUUAGGGCUGGGCGAUAAGGAUUAUUGGUUUAAAAUAAAUAAUUUGGACAACUAAAAACAAAACUACACAACAAUUCCAAGAAAGUUAUUUAUCAAACGAUAACAUAGACUUUUAUUUCAGCCUUUGUUUUUUAAGGGUCCCACCGUUGCUGUUCAGUGCUUCUUCCUUCCAGUUUUGAAUAUGAAUCGAUCACUUCUCCCUCUUCCUGUCUGUUUAAAGGGCAUCACUUUAAUGUCACACCCCCUGAGUGUUAAACAUUAAAAACUCGUCAUCAGUCAUCAUACACACAAAAAAAUCGUCAAAUUUUAACGGUUAUCGCGACCUCCUUGGUAAAAUAUGAGUCUUCAAAUUCCAGUUCUUGUCAUAUGUUGAUCAGUUGGACUCGUAGUAUUAUAGCCUUGUACAAUUAUAGCAGGGCACCUGCUAACUGUCCACUCAGUGAUGUUGUUCAGUGGCAUUAUUGAUCAUCCUCUUGUAAAUCUUUGUUUUUUUCAAGUUCCCUUUUUAAAAUCUGUUCAUAGUGAAAGAGAAUGUUGCAUUGAUUAGUUCAGGGCACAUUUUUGCUGAAUUUCCUCUGUUUGAUAUGGAAAGUCACAUGUUAGUAGAAUUCAUUUAAUUUAUUAAAAAUCCACUACAAGACUCAAAGUUUUAAAUUCUGUCAGGACCUCGUCCCUGUCACUGUAACUGUGUUUGGUCUGUGAUGUUACUAACCUCAAACGUUUAAAUGGGUUUUAAUAAAGAUUUUUAUGAAUACA
This is a messenger RNA of Scophthalmus maximus (turbot), 2478 nucleotides long. RefSeq names its product tubulin beta-4B chain. Bases 340 to 1677 code for a protein of 445 amino acids. Gene Ontology annotation, molecular function: GTPase activity; structural constituent of cytoskeleton; GTP binding. Gene Ontology annotation, cellular component: cytoplasm; microtubule. The transcript is spliced from 9 exons. Gene Ontology annotation, biological process: mitotic cell cycle; microtubule cytoskeleton organization. NCBI's taxonomy places the organism in Eukaryota, Metazoa, Chordata, Actinopteri, Pleuronectiformes, Scophthalmidae. The record is from RefSeq and is a predicted model, not a curated record.